Molecule: messenger RNA, 1147 nt
Organism: Drosophila obscura
Lineage: Eukaryota; Metazoa; Arthropoda; Insecta; Diptera; Drosophilidae
Product: venom allergen 5-like
Exons: 3
Coding region: 16-1125 (369 amino acids)
Source: RefSeq, a predicted model, not a curated record
CGCCAACUGUGGCAAAUGGCGAUUUCCAUGGCCCGUAACUACAUGGAAUGCGGCGGGAACAUGUCACAGUCGCAGCCAUCAGUUGCCAUGGCUGGGACGUGGCAAGGCAGCAGGUCUGUCUGUCUUUGGAUCUGUAUCUGGAUCUGUCUCUAUCGCUGCUGCAUUUGCGAAAGCAAAGAGUUCGACUACUGCGGAGAGGACGCCUGCACAGAAGGUACGGGCCCACAUCUGGCCUGCAAGCACUCGCAGAAAUUCGACAGCGCGUGUCCAGCGGACGCGAAGCUGCUGAGGAUUGACAGCUCCGUGGCUCGCUACAUCAUCAGGGAGCACAAUGUGGCCCGGAAUCAGGUGGCGCGUGGCACCUUCCACAAGCUGCCAGCAUCGACGCGCAUGCUGACCGUGCACUGGGACGAGAGACUGGCCUGGCUGGCCGAGCUCAGUGUGAUGAAGUGUGCGCUGGAGCGACACACCUGCUUCCGGUCGCCCUCGUACCAGAUGCCAGGCCAAAACGAAGCCUACAACAAGUUCAAAGCCGAUCAGGAUCCUCUGAAGGUACUCCGCUCCCAGAUAAAGGCCUGGAAGGACGAAUAUCUCUUCGUGGAUAUAACCACCAUUCUGGGUGGCAACAAUCACGCCAAACAGGAUGUGGGACACUACCUGCAGAUGAUCACAGCGUCGGUCGAGAGCUUGGGCUGUGCCAUGGCGCUAUAUAAAAAAGAUGGCUUUACCUACCAGAUAACGAAGUGCAUCUACAGCUGUUACCUCGACUGCCUGCCCAUCUAUCCAACGGGACAUAUACCCGGCGAAUUAUGUCGCUUUGGCGUCAACGACGCCUACAAUGCCUUGUGCUCCGUGAGGGAGCGUCUCAUGUGCGACGAGUCCGACUGCUGUGAUCUAAUGGAUCCACUGAGCACUCCAGAGGAUAGCAGUCAAGACAAGGGCAUAGCCGCUCGAGUUUGGCACUUUGCCCUAGAGCCCAAAGCCAAGCCCAGAUCCAAGAAGGCUGCCAAACGUAAGGCGGUAACAAAGAAACCAAAAAAAAAGAAAAGGACUACUCAGAAAAAAGAACACAAAAAACCCGAAAGCCAAAAUGAAUAUUUAGCUUUUGGGGGAAAAUAUCCUUAAAUAAAGAUUAAAUAUAACAUUA